UUCUCCAGCAAGAAAGAAGAGGCACAUUCCCUUUCUGCCCCCCUCUGUGCUGCUGCUCUUCUUCCCCUCCCCCAAGCCGCAAAGGCCACCGGAAGCACCGAGACGCGAGCGAUGGACCACGUGGGCGCGAUGGAGGAGCGGGUCGUCACGGAGCGGAUCCGCCGGAAGCUGGAGGAGGUCAACGCCGCCGCGCAGCAGCAGCUCGCCGGCGUCCAGGACCACGUCAACUUCACCAUGCAGCAAGCAUACUUCAAGUGUGCAUAUGAUUGCUUCGAUCGCCGAAGGAACCAAGAAGGGAUCAACAACUGCGUAGAGAACUGUAGUGUGCCUGUUCUGACCGCCAACAAUCUUGUUGAGAAUGAAAUGGCCAAAUUUCAGGAACGGUUGAAUCGGUCAUUGAUGGUCUGCCAAGACAAGUUUGAAGCGGCCAAGCUCCAGAAGAUGAAAACAGACGCGACUCAGGAACUGGAAUCCUGCGUGAACAGAUCUAUAGAUGACAGCAUCAGGGUGCUCCCCCAUGUGGUGGAGCAGAUCAAGUCCUCCCUCAAAAUCAAUUAGAGGCGUGGUUACUCUUUUUUCAUCAGAACCAGAUAAUAGAGUAUCGUUCAAAUUCACAGUUGCGGAUCAAGUCCACUUUUUUCAGUGGAAAAACUGUUAGCUAGAACUAUGCAGAGCUCAGACUGAUAUCGAUAUAACAUGAUCACUGAAUCUUGUUACUUUCCUGCCGUGAGAAGAGAAUAGUGUCGGACAUCAUCGACAUUUUGAAUUGUACUGAGCUCACAGCUUACACAUCUAAAUGGUACAAGGAUGGAAGAACAUGUUCUGCUCUCA
Messenger RNA from Panicum hallii, 831 nucleotides. RefSeq names its product protein FAM136A-like. NCBI's taxonomy places the organism in Eukaryota, Viridiplantae, Streptophyta, Magnoliopsida, Poales, Poaceae. Gene Ontology annotation, cellular component: cytoplasm. The transcript has 3 exons. The coding region runs from base 112 to 558 and encodes 148 amino acids. The record is from RefSeq and is a predicted model, not a curated record.